This is a messenger RNA of Babesia bovis T2Bo, 1972 nucleotides long. Its product is annotated as Sas10 C-terminal domain family protein. The transcript is spliced from 6 exons. Gene Ontology annotation, cellular component: small-subunit processome; nucleolus. Gene Ontology annotation, biological process: maturation of SSU-rRNA from tricistronic rRNA transcript (SSU-rRNA, 5.8S rRNA, LSU-rRNA). The coding region runs from base 104 to 1960 and encodes 618 amino acids. The record is from RefSeq and is a predicted model, not a curated record. NCBI's taxonomy places the organism in Eukaryota, Apicomplexa, Aconoidasida, Piroplasmida, Babesiidae.
CUUAUUUAAUAUCGCAAAUUAAUGGUAUUGUCACUGAUAAAUUAUUAGGCAGAUCUGCGUUUUUCUUAUAGACGAUAAAUAUCGAGACCUCUGUUUAUAUAAAAUGGCACGUAAAACAGUAAAGAAAACGAAUAGUAAAAAGUUCAAAGGAAAUGAAACUUUUAUACCUAUUGACGACGUCUCAGAAGAUGACGGUAGCGAUGCUGCUGAGUUCGAGGCGAUGGGCCUUCCUCAGGAUGUUGAUGACGACGCUAUAGACAGUGAGGAAUAUGAAGAGUCGAUGAUGUAUAAUGACGGUGGUAACAUUGAUGAUUCGGAUGAGGAAGAUAUCGAUUCGGAGGCUGAAGAACUUAGCAGUAAGAAGAGGUCGUCUUGGGGAAAGAGGUUGGGUAAUUAUUACGACGAAGGCUCUGAUGAUUAUUCUGAUGCCGAUGACCUCAAUGAUCGUAUUGCUGAAGCCAAUCGCAUUGCAGAGGAACUCUACGCAGACGUCGACGAUGAGGACGCUGAACUAGAUGACGUAGUCGAACAGGAGGACGAUGCACCACCAGAUGAAACAACAAUAAACACUAUACUGGAAAACCUAAGUGCAUCAUUAGAAAAGGAGAAAUCGGAGGUUGGGUUGCCUCCAGAUUUCUUCAAAAUGACGGAAUCUGAAAAGCUGGAUUACUUAGAAAAUGAGCAUACCGAGUUUAUUGCUCUGCUGAAGGAAUAUCGGGACAAUGUUGCUGUUGUGAAAGAUCAAGUGUUAAAUCUUAUUUAUGAAGGGAACGGUAUCCCGAAAGGCUGCACCAAGGAUGGCAUGGAAUAUCUAGAUCUACGAAACGAACUUCUGCUAAUGUAUGUAACUUAUCUAAGUUACUACUUACUCCUUAAAACACAAGGGAUAUCAAUAAAGAACCACCCAGUUAUUAACAGGCUUUUGGAAUUACGUAUCAUGUUGGACAAGGCCCGGCCUAUAGAAUCGCGAUUGCAAUUUGAAAUUAACAUGCUUUUGGAUGAAUCCGGUAUCAAGGAUUCUGGUAAAUCCGCUCCGAAGCCACGCCCUGAUAUGCUCGAUAUAGAAUCCAGGGAGGUGGAUAACAUCUAUAGGGCUACUCCCGGGGUGCCAUUAAUGGAAACAGAUACUUUCGCACGUCAACAAAAGAAAUCAGAACGAAUGGAGAAAGUUGUCAGCGGUCGUCGUAUGCUUGAACAAGCCCGUGAACAGCAAGAAUUUGAUGACGGAGAUGCUAUCGAUAGCACAUACAAGAGUAAGAAGGCAGUUAAGAUGAUGAAGGCGUUGUUGGAACGUGAACGAUACGAGAUGGAAAACAUGAGAAGACUGCCAAUGAAUAAGAUGGCCAAGAAAGAGUUACGGGCGUUCCAAAGGAGCCAAGGUGAUAAACAGGGCGGUAUAUUACUCGAGGAUUUGAGCAGUUUUGCAUCUGAUGCAAUGCCUAAAAGAGCUAAGAAAUCAGAUAUUACUGUUGGUUUGAACGCCGCGGCACAGGCCAUGAGGCAAGAUAUUCUGGAGACCGAGAAGCAACGUGCAUCGGAUUCUUACUACAAACCACAUGGAUUGAAGAAAUCGAUGAAAUCAAGUACUCCAGCUAUACAACAUAGACAAGAGCAACCGCGCAAGAGGGAUUACGACGAUGAAUUGGCUGAGAUUAAACAGCACCAAAAUGAAUUGAAAAGUAGUAUCAGAGGAAAAAGCACGGAAAAGUCCAAAAGGAAAUACGAGCAUGUGGAAGUUGAAGGCAAAAGAGUUGCCGGGUCUGAUAUACUGCGCAAUAAAGGUCUUACAAGAGUACGCAAGAAGACUGCUGGUAAUGCUCGUGUGUCAAACCGUGCUAAAUACGAAAAGAAGGUGGUGUCUAAUAGAUCCAAGGUGGGUGGUGCCCGAGUAGAGACACCUGGUUACUCCGGAGAAACAACUGGUAUCAAUGCCAAAAAGAAGAAGUCUGUUACCUUCUAGUAUAGUGGUGUC